This is a messenger RNA of Trifolium pratense (red clover), 3034 nucleotides long. RefSeq names its product putative tRNA (cytidine(32)/guanosine(34)-2'-O)-methyltransferase. Gene Ontology annotation, cellular component: cytoplasm. The transcript has 12 exons. Bases 1860 to 2810 code for a protein of 316 amino acids. Gene Ontology annotation, biological process: cytoplasmic translation; tRNA methylation. Gene Ontology annotation, molecular function: tRNA methyltransferase activity. NCBI's taxonomy places the organism in Eukaryota, Viridiplantae, Streptophyta, Magnoliopsida, Fabales, Fabaceae. The record is from RefSeq and is a predicted model, not a curated record.
CCUUAGGACCCCUCUAAGCAAAGCAUAAACUUGAUUCCAUUCUAACCUCAGACUCAACCCAGCUAAAUCCACCAAUCUUCUUCAAUCCAGGGCCUCUCAUUGUUUUCCGAACCUUAUUAGCAUCGUCCCACCUUUCAGAACUUGCAUAAAUAUUGGAUAACAAAGCAAGAGUACCAACACCAACAUUUUUAUCACGGAUUUGUCCCCUAAUCCAUUCAGACAUCUCUUCAUUACCAUGAAUUUUACAAGCCAGAAGAAGAGCACCCCAAAUAGGUCCCUCAGCUUCAACAGGCAUACCUUUAAGGAAAGCCACAGCUUCCUCAAACAAACCAGCACGUCCAUACAUAUCCACCAUGCAACCAUAAUGUCUCAUUUGCGGCACAAUGCCAUAACUAUCUCCCAUGGCUUUGAAAAACAUAAUUCCCUCACUAACCAAACCAACAUGGCUACAUGCAGACAACAAACCGAUAAAAGUUACAUCAUCCGGUAAAACCCCAUGAACCAACAUACGCGAAAACAUCUGUACAGCUUGUUUCCCAUAUCCAUUCAUAGCCAAUCCACAAAUAACAGUACCCCAAGAAAUAACAUCCUUGUGAACAACCAUGUUAAAAACUUUCAACCCCAUUUUCAUAUCACCACACUUAACAUACAUAUUAACCAAUGCAUUUCCAAUAUUUCCAUCAACAUCAAGAUCAAUCCUUUCAUCAACAUAAGAAUGCACCCAACAUCCCAAACUCAAGGAACCUAUAGAAGCACAAGCCGACAACACAUUUACGAUUGUCGCCUCAUUAGGUUCAGCUUCUCCACUAACCACCAUUUGUUUGAAAACCUCAACAGCCUCAUCACAGUGCCCACCACGUGCAUAAGCCAUUAACAAAGUAGUCCAAGUAAUAACAUCCCUUUUAGACAUUUUCACAAACACAUUCCGCGCAUUCAACAAAGACCUACAUUUUGCAUACAAAUCCAACGCAGCAUUAUCAAAAACAAUAUUCCCGUCAAUCAAUGACUUCAACCCAUAAGCGUGAAUCGCUUUACCAAAUCUAAGAGCUCCAAUGCUCGAACAAGCCGAAAAAGCGCUUACAAGAGUCAAUGCAUUAGGCUUCACAGUCAUGGAAGAAAGCGCAGCAAUAGCUUGCGAUUCAAAUCCGCAUUUUGAAAGACCUGAAAUUAGCGAAGUCCAUGAAACAACGUCGGGGAAAGGAAUCGAUUUGAAAACGCGCUUUGCUGAAACGACGUCGUUGGAAGAAAGGUAGAAAUGGAGUAACGAGUUUUUGAUGAAGAGAUCGGAGAUGUGACCGGACUUGAUGAGCCGCGCGUGGAUUUCGAUACCUUUGGAAUGCGCGUGAAAGGAACAACAAGCUUUGAGCGCGUGGGUGAAGGUAUAGUGAUUAUGAUAGGAAGAAUCAGAGAGCAUUUGAUUGUAGAGGUUGAAGAAAGAAUCGCCAUGAUCGUGUGAUUUUGAAAGGAGUGCGAGAUUUUGGUUUAAUAAUUUGGGAUUAGGGUUAGGGUUUCUGAUUAAUUGAAAUCGAGCGAAUUUCACUAUCUGAUUCAUUUGUAUUCUGUUAUUGUUCCCUCCAACCCAAAUAUCUCAAAUUGGGUUAUAAAACUGAUAGGGUCGGGUUUGUUUAAACGGGUUGACCCGGUUUAUGUUACAAAUUAAAUUACCCGGUUUUGGUACAAAAAGUACACUUUGCCUCGUGAGUUCAUAGCUUCUUCGGUUACUUACCUCGUACCCUGUACGAGAUUCGUCAUACAAUUCGAUUUUGCUGUUUUGAAAGUACUCUUGUAGUCUUUGAAAGUUAUUGGAUAGUUUGAUUCGGGAGGAAAGAAUUGGAGGUAGGGCAAGUGAGGGAUAAAUUAUGGGCAAAGCUUCAAGGGAUAAGAGGGAUAUAUAUUACAGGAAAGCGAAAGAAGAAGGUUGGCGUGCUCGAAGUGCCUUUAAACUUCUUCAGAUAGAUGAAGAAUUCAACAUUUUUGAAGGGGUAAAACGUGUUGUAGAUUUAUGUGCUGCCCCAGGCAGCUGGAGUCAGGUUUUGAGUCGUAAACUGUACCUUCCAGCCAAGCUUGCACCUGAUGCAAAGGAUGAAAAGCUUCCUCUUAUUGUAGCUAUUGAUUUACAGCCAAUGGCCCCAAUUGAAGGUGUUAUCCAGGUGCAGGGUGAUAUAACUAAUGCUCGGACUGCUGAAGUGGUCAUUAGACAUUUUGAUGGGUGCAAGGCUGACCUGGUUGUGUGUGAUGGUGCUCCUGAUGUUACCGGGCUUCAUGACAUGGAUGAAUUUGUUCAAUCCCAACUCAUACUUGCUGGGUUGACAAUUGUUACUCAUGUACUGAAAGAAGGAGGAAAGUUUAUUGCGAAGAUAUUUAGAGGAAAGGACACAAGCCUUCUAUACUGUCAGCUAAAAUUAUUUUUCCCCGUGGUGACUUUCGCAAAACCAAAAAGUAGCCGUAAUUCCAGCAUAGAGGCAUUUGCAGUUUGUGAAAACUACUCCCCUCCAGAAGGAUUCAACCCGAAAGAUCUUCACCGACUUCUUGAAAAAGUUGGAAGUCCAUCCGGGGUAGAUGAUACAGAUUGUGUUAGUGGGUGGUUGGAAGGCCCUAAUAAGGUGUAUAUCCCAUUCCUAGCUUGCGGGGACCUCACUGGAUAUGAUUCUGAUAGGUCAUAUCCACUACCUAAAGUUGAUGGAGGAACAUAUCAGAGCUUGGAUCCAGUACAACCCCCUAUUGCCCCUCCUUACAAGAGAGCUCUUGAGUUAAAAAAAGCCUCAACUCAAGGAUUCAAAGAACUUGAAAAUCUAUCCUUGGAUUCCUGAUCUUGCAUAUCCACUCUUUAUUCAUUCACAGUGUCGUUUGGAAUUUUUCUUUUCUCUUGCCAUGAUUAAUUAGGUUUAUGGAUAAACAAUUAUCAAAGUACUUGUGAACUUGUACCAUCAUUGCCUUACCUUCCUUGCUAGUCUUUUAUGAUCACUGUUUUUUAAAUGAAUACAAAUCAUUUUAUAGAUAAUCAUCUCAAGUUCUAAACUGUUUCACUGGAUAA